AUGUUACGGCGUGUCCUACGCCCGGCACGGCGGCUGCCGCUCUGGUUCGUGGUGCCCGUCUUCCUGGCCCUCUUCAUCGAGGUCUGCCAUCAUGUAUACCAGUAUCACGUUCCGCGGCCGGACCACGACCUCGAUCCUCCCUUCUACAAAUCGUGUCAGGAGCCCAAGGUGGGCGCGCCUCGCGAGAAUGCUGCCCUGGUCAUGCUGGCGCGCAACUCGGAGCUCACCCAGGCCAAGCGCACCAUUACGAGCAUCGACAAUGCCUUCAACAAGUGGUUCAACUACCCAAUCGUGUUCAUGAACGACGAGCCCUGGGACCAAAAGUUCAUUACUGAACUGAACAAGACGGCGCGCGGUCUAGCUACAUUCGAGGUUAUACCCCAGGACAUUUGGUCAUUCCCGAGCUUCAUCGACGAGGAGGCCGCGCGCGCGAGCAUCAAGGAGCAAGGCGAGCAGGGCCUGCCGCACGCUGGCAGCGAAGGAUAUCACCACAUGUGCCGGUUCUACUCGGGCAAGUUCUACAAGUUGGAAGCUCUGAAAAAAUACAAGUGGUAUUGGCGUCUGGAGCCCGACGUCGACUUUACCUGCGCCAUCACCUACGACCCGUUCGUGGAAAUGGCCAAGAACGACAAGGUCUACGGCUUCACCAUCUCGCUGUGGGAGGUGGGCUCGACGUGCCCGUCCCUGUUCCGCGAGGUCGCGGACUGGAAGGAGAUGCACGCCCUGCCCACCAACAACCUCUGGCGGGCCAUGGUGCAGGCGAGCUGGAUGCCCUACCCAUUCAGGAGAUUUAUGAACUUUCUAUCGCACAGAGAUCGACACGGCGACCCGUGGAGUUUGUGUCACUACUGGAGUAAUUUCGAGAUUGCGGAUAUGGAUAUCUUCCGCAGUCAGGAGUAUCAGGAUUUCUUCGAUCACCUCGAUAGAAAAGGUGGCUUCUACUUUGAGCGCUGGGGUGAUGCAGCAGUCCAUUCGCUCGCUGUGGCCAUGUUCGUGGACCCUCGAAGGGUUCACCACUUUGAAGAUUUUGGAUACCGACAUGACCUCCUAUACCAAUGCCCAGCCAAUGCGCCAGGUGGUCAGCUCCCAGAGUCUACACUUCUAGGCAAGGAGAUGACGUGGGCCCCCGAGAUUGAGGGCGGCAUCGGCUGUCGCUGUCAGUGCGACGGACGCAAGACCCGAAACCAUCCGGGUUAUUGCUUGAAUAAGCUCAAGCAACCUGAUGGCUUGAAACGACCAUUCUGGACAUGGUUCCUAUAA
Molecule: messenger RNA, 1260 nt
Organism: Pestalotiopsis fici W106-1
Lineage: Eukaryota; Fungi; Ascomycota; Sordariomycetes; Amphisphaeriales; Sporocadaceae
Exons: 2
Coding region: 1-1260 (419 amino acids)
Biological process (GO): protein N-linked glycosylation; cell wall mannoprotein biosynthetic process
Cellular component (GO): membrane; Golgi apparatus
Molecular function (GO): alpha-1,2-mannosyltransferase activity
Source: RefSeq, a predicted model, not a curated record